This is a messenger RNA of Thamnophis sirtalis, 6360 nucleotides long. RefSeq names its product uveal autoantigen with coiled-coil domains and ankyrin repeats (gene UACA). NCBI's taxonomy places the organism in Eukaryota, Metazoa, Chordata, Lepidosauria, Squamata, Natricidae. The record is from RefSeq and is a predicted model, not a curated record. Gene Ontology annotation, molecular function: actin binding.
CCCGCCGGGCGGCGGCGGCUCCGGUACCGGCACCAUGAAGAGCCUCAAGUCGCGUCUGAGGAAGCCGGAGGCCUCGCCCGCCGGGAGCGGCCUCGGAGGGUUGUCUGCAGAUUGGAACAAAUAUGAUGAUCGUUUGAUGAAAGCAGCUGAAAGGGGUGAUUUGGAGAAGAUCUUGUCUGUCCUUGCUAAAAAAGGGGUGAACCCUACAAAACUGGAUCUGGAAGGGAGAUCUGCAUUCCAUGUUGUAGCCUCAAAGGGUAACCUCGAUUGUCUGAAUGCUCUUCUUGUUCAUGGAGUUGACAUAGUUGCCACUGAUAUAGCAGGAAGGACUGCUCUACAUUUAGCAGCAAAAUAUGGACAUGCACUUUGUCUGCAAAAACUGUUGCAGUACAACUGCUCAACAGAAAAUGUGGAUCUGCAAGGACGGACUGCUCUUCAUGAUGCGGCAAUGUCGGACUGUACAUCCAGCAUACAGUUGCUAUGUGACCAUGGAGCCUUGGUGAAUGCCAAAGAUGCUGAUGGAAGGACACCACUUGUGCUGGCCACUCAGAUGUGCCGUCCAACUAUAUGCCAGUUUCUGCUGGAUAGAGGUGCUGAACUUAAUGCAAGAGAUAAGCAAAAUCGGACCGCUUUGAUGUUGGGCUGUGAAUAUGGCUGUAAGGAUGCUGUAGAGGUUUUGCUCAAAAAUGGGGCCGAUGUUUCUCUGGUUGAUGCGCUAGGGCAUGAUGGUUUUUAUUAUGCACGAAUUGGGGACAAUGCUGAAAUCCUGUCUCUGAUUAAGGCUGCCUUUGAAGAAUCCAGCAAAGGUUACGAAGUAAUGAAGAAAGGGCAGCAACUAUUGAAGGUGCCCAGUAUGCUACCCAAAUGGACUCAACCUAAUAUCUUAGACGAAGUGAGCAAUAAACCAUUUCUGAAGGAGCACCAGAAUGUACAGGAAUUAGAAAGAGAAAACGAAGACUUGAAAGGAAGAAUGAGGGAAAUCCAACAGGAACAGCGAAUCUUACUAGACAGAAUAAGUGGAUUGCAGUUGCAGCUAAAUGAGGAGCAAAUGGUUGCUGAUGAUCUUGAAACUGAGAAAGAUGAGCUGAGGAGGCUUCUGGCCACAAAGGAAAUGCAACAAGAAGAGAGUCUGCGGAUGCUUGAAGCUCUGAAGUCAAAACUCAGGUUCCAUGAGGGUGACCAUGCAGGAUCUGGAAGCAACCUUAAUAACAGAAAAGAAAAUGUACUAAUGAUGGACCCAGGCUAUUCUGCAGGAUCCCAGCAAACUCUUGCUUUGCCGCCUGCUAAUCUCCAGAGCCGGUCAAUGGUGAGGCCUUUGGAGCUCUUAAGCCCAACACAGUGUGGAACCUCGGAGACUGAGACUCUCAAGCGAGAGCUCAGCAGCAUCAAGAGCUGUUAUGAGGCAGGAAGAGGUGACCUCAGUAGGCUUCAGGCAGAGCUGUCCCACAAGACUGCAGAAUGCAAAGCCCUGGUCUCCGAGUGUGAAAGAAUUAAGCAAGAGUCGGAUCAGCAGAUAAAACAACUGGAAGAUGCUUUAAAAGAUGUGCAGAAGAGAAUGUUUGAUUCAGAAGGGAAAGUGAAGCAGAUGCAGACCCACUUUCUUGCCUUGAAGGAUCACCUGACAAAUGAAGCUGCUGCAGGUGGCACUAAGGUGGCUGAGGAGCUGAAGGAGCAGCUGAAAGACAUGAAGGCUAAGUAUGAGGGAGCUUCAGCUGAAGUGGGCAAGUUGAGGAACCAGUUGAAGCAGAAUGAGCUAUUAGUGGAAGAAUUCAGACGAGACGAAGCAAGGCUGGUGGAGGAAAACAAAAAGUUGCAGAAAGGACUUGGUAUGUUGAAGGUGGAACGUGAAAAAAGGGAGAGGACUUUUUCCGAAGCAGAAGAGCAGCUGAAGGAAACGGCAGGGAAAUUGGCUAGCAAAUUUGAAAAGAUGAAGAGUUCUCUGUCCAAUGAAAUUGAUGAGAAGGGCUGGAAGCUAGCAGAGUUGGAGAAAGAGCGUGAAAAGCUGUGCAUAGAAGUUCAGCAUCUUAGGACGGAGCUUGAGAAGCAGAAAGCUCAGUUUGCUCACUAUGUGAAGCCAGAGGAACAUAAGCAUGUCAGAAGCAGAUAUGAGCAAAGGGCCCGUGAGCUUGAGAAGGGGCACUUGGAACUGAAACAGAAAAACCAAGCCUUGCAGAAGGCGGUAGACAGGGCUCAGAUGGACCAUAGUCUCCUAAAGCAGCAGAUGGAGACCCUCAGGGGUGAGGUGAAGACCCAGUAUGUUCCUUUGAAGAUCAAUGAAGACACAAGGAAAGUGGUAGGAGAGCUGAACAAGAAGGUGACGGAAACCACUGAAAAAUAUCACCGGUAUAAAGGAGAAACAGAGAAACUACUAGCGGAGAAGCUGUGCCUGCAGGAGAAGGUCAGUAAGCUUCAGACAGGUUACAUUCCUCCUGAAAAGCAUGAGAAGGAAAUAGGAAUCUUAAAAUCUACCUUGGCAGACUUGCAAAAGCAGCUUAAUGAACUUAGCAAAAGAUAUGAAAAAGAGCAGGCCAAAGUUUCUGAAUUGGUAACUAAAAAUGCAGCUCUCCAAGAUGUUAUGAAGGAACAGUAUGUCUCUUCAGAAACUCACGAAGAGACAAAAACUGCCUUGAACAUCAUGCUAGAAAGAACAGAUGAAGAAUUGUCAGACCUGAAAGGGAAGAUGGAAGAGGUGAAGCAGGAAUAUUUGAAAGUAAAUGAAGAGAACGGUGAACUGAAGCAGAGGUUGAGGGGGUUGCAAAGUCAAAUGCAGGCUGAAUAUCUCAGUACAAAAGACCAUGACAGUAAAGUCGCUGCUCUGAAUAAAAAUAUUCAAGACCUUCAGAGAAGCAACUCUGCAGUGCUGGCAAAGUACCAAGAAAAGCAAGAAGAAGUGGUCCAAUUGCAUGCAGAAAUUGAAGCCCAGAAGAAGGAGAUUGACUUGAUUCAAGAAUGUAUCAAGUCGAAAUAUGCUCCCCUUGCCAGUCUAGAUGAAAAGAAGCGGGACUUUGAGGCAACUGUGAUGGAGCUGAAAAACCAGCUCCUGGAACAGGGGGAACAGCUCAGGAUAAAAGAGGAAGAAAUCCAGAAACACAUAGAGGAAAUCAGAACGUUAACAGCUGGGAUCCUGACUGUCCAAACUGAUCUGCAGCAAAACUAUAUCCUUGCAGAGAAAUAUCAUAAAAUGGAGGGAAUGUUGGCAAGCAAGGUGGAUGACCUGAACAAGGAGUUAAGGGAGCUGCAACAAACGUUUGCUGAGGUCACAGGAGAGAAGGAGAGGCUUCAGGAGGAGAGUGCCAGGCAGCACUCAGAGGUGCUCCUGCUGCAGAGCCGCUUGCAGGGCCAGUAUGUUCCUCUGGAGCAGGUGGAGGCCCUGGAGAGGAAGCUCAGCUGCACCAUUGAGGACCUGAAAGCAGAACUCCACAGCCAGGCAACCAGAAACCAGCAAGAGCUGCAGAGAGCUCAAGAGCUGCAGCAGGAACUGGUCCAUCUACGGGCCACCUCGGUGCCUCUGGCAGAACACUCCCAAAUCAAAGAAAGGCUAGAGAAGGAAAUGGCAAUUCUCCAGUCCGGAUGGAGAGAGAAGGAGGAAGAAAACCAAACCAGAAAAGAAGAGGUCUCCCAGCUGCAGUCUGAACUUCAGAGUACAAAGCAAGCACUAAGCAAGCUGGAGAAGAGAGAGGUGGUGGAGGCAUCUGAGCACAAGAGAAUGAGAAGCAGGCUAGAAGGCCAGGUGAGCAGCAUGGCUGAGAAACUGGCUGAGCUGACUAACAAAAUGAAAAAGCUGCAGCAGGAUUCACUGAAGGCAAAUGCAGAGGAGCCAUCCUUGAAGGAUGAGAAGGAGCUGCUUCAGCCAAGAAAUAUCAACAUUGAGCAGGAAAUCAAAGACCAGAAAGAGCGCUGUGACAAGUCUCUGAGCACUAUUGUGGAGUUGCAGAAAAGGAUCCAGGAGUCUGCCAAGCAGGUGGAGGCCAAAGAUAAUAAGAUAACAGAGCUCCUCAAUGAUGUGGAACGGCUCAAACAGGCUCUUAAUGGCCUCUCACAGCUUACCCACAACAUUCCUGCAAAGAGACAAAAUCCACAGAUGGAAGUACUCCAGAACCAGGUGAAGACUCUGCAGCAGCAGCUGGCUGAUGCUGACAGGCAGCACCAAGAAGUCAUCUCAAUAUACCGGACACACCUUCUUAGUGCUGUUCAGGGUCAUAUGGAUGAAGAUGUGCAGGCAGCCUUGCUCCAGAUCAUCCGCAUGCGACAGGGACUGAUUUGCUAGGGGAACUGAGGCUCUGGCUGGCUCCUCAGGCUGCAGGCAACUUUGCCAAUUUCUUAACCUCCCUUAAUGCUUAGGAGUUGGUAAACCCCGCCUACCAGCUUCUUGUAACAGGAAUAUGAUUUUUUUUUUACACAAACCCAUUGUUAAACAAAAUGAAAGAUCACUCGUGAUUUGAAAAAUUAGAAGUUUUUAUUUAUAGGUAGUCAAAAUGAUGACCAAAGCGAAGUUCUCCUGAAUGUCGGAUUGACGGCCCUAAAAGAAUGCUGAUCCUGCCCUGCCCAGACAUCUCCCCUCCCCCUCCUGUCAGGGGGCUCAGAGAGGUGGGCCUGCAUCUUCGGGGGUAGGUGGACCCUCCUGGAACUGGCCCUCUGUUCCACAGCAGCUUGGCUGGCCAAGCUGCCUCUCUGAAGACUAGGUAAAAGUAUCCAUGCCUUUUUCUUGCUGUUUUCAUGAGAGAAAAAUACAUCAGAUAAUAUUUUGCUUUUUACAAUAGUUUUUCACAGAGUGUUGAUUACUGAUUUAUUUGUAGUUUUCAGGACAGCAGGACUGGGAUAGAUAAAAAUGAGAAGCUGUUAUGAAACUUUGAAAUACAGUAGCCUAAGAUUUGUGUUCGAUCAUUCAUUACUUUUUAAAAAAAGAAUAAACUGUUUACAGAUAAGCUAAUUAAGAACUAAAGUAGUUGGGAAAAUUUAAAGAAGUUUUUUUUUUAAAAAAAUACAAAAACAAAAGAAUACCUGUGCCUCUUGUAGUGGGCUUGGCUGUACUGCUGGACCCCCGUUUGCAGCCAGGAAGGGUCAAGGGCCAAAGACCAGUUUGUCCUUUCCAGAUCUGUGGCUUGCUGAGUGGGGGGGGGGGGAUCUCUCUCCUAGAGCGGCAAGUCUUUUCAGUUACCCAGGGAACUUAAUUGUGUCCUUACAUAGAUUUGAUGAACGGGUGGCCGCGGCUGUCAGCUGUGGCUCCAUUCAACUUGGAUUGGGGAACUCUGCUGAAAGGGGCACCCAGAAAGACCCCUUCCUGCUGUGAGGCCUGUGUCUUAGCUUGUGCUAGUUGGAUUCAAACAAUGGACCCCAAUUGCUCAAAUUCUUUGAUUUUAUGCUAAGGUGAUUAAAAGCAUCUUAAAAUACAGUAUUUUGUAAAUUGUGUAUGAUAAUCCACUCUAAAGGAUAUUAUUUAUGCAGGAAAAGCCUUUUGGUGAGAAAAUUAAGUUGGCAUAGAUGUUAUGUGUUUUAAGAAUAAAUAUAAAGGACUGGAAAAUUUGGUGUUGCUUUUUAAGUAACUUUGGAAUAAUUCCAAAAGCAGAUAUAUGGUGUUCUGGGUUUCUAGGGGAAAAAAAGACCUUUUUACAUGGAAAUAUUAAAAGCAGAUUGCUUCAAAAAUGCUAGUUACUUAUGUUAAGCAUCUGAAGUUGAGCAUGAUCUUGAAAAAUUGCAAAGCCACAUUGUGCCUGUUGGAGGUAUUUGUGUGCUAAGACAGGAUGUUGCCCUGAUGGACUUCUGAAGAUGGCUCCUUGAUUGGCAAGAGUCACUCUUACCAUAAGCUUCCCAGUUGGAGAUAGGCUGUGGUGCUGCUUUAACAAACUGACAGCUGAUUUUGCCAUACACAAUGCUGAUCAAACACAAAGGCCUGGAUUUCCAGAGUUGCAGAUAACUGGGCAUUCCUGCCCUUUGCCUACUUGCAAAGAGGACCUUCCAAGCACAGGGAAUUAGAGUGUGUUGGACUGCAAUGAACUGCUGGCUCUAUUGCCAUUUUUCUGAGGUGGCAGGAAUUGUCACCUCAGAAAAUUUGAUUGUGAACAGAGGAAAGGAAAUGGGGAAGGUUAACCUGUGCAUAGAUUGGGUGGGCUUAAAAUGUCUUUGGGGAAGAUUGACUCUGAGAACUUCAGAGAAUGCCUCUUCUUUUGCUCUUCUGGAAGACUUAGAUUAACCAAUUCACCAAGUGCUCUUGUUCUCAGCAACUUGAUUAACUGACAAUAAUUGUCUGGUUUUGAUGUACGAAUACUUAAAAGUAUUAUCAUUCUCUUUUUUCUGGGAGGCAUUGUAUUUCUAUUCUCCCUUUUACACUACAUAUCAAUAAACAUUUAUUUUCUGUGUCAC